AUGUCUUUCUCAAAAGAAUAUCCCGCACUGCCCCGCGAAAGUACUCUGUCACAGCUUCCGCCCGAAUACCCCGCAGACACCCAGGGCCAGAUCGUACAGCUCCUUUCGACGUCUUCACUGACUCGCUUGGUUGUGCUAGACGAUGAUCCUACAGGCACCCAAACUUGUCACGAUAUUCCUGUACUCACCGUCUGGGAUAUUCCGACGCUGAUUAAGGAAUUCCAGCAAGAUUCCCCGGGGUUCUUUAUUCUCACCAACUCGCGCGCUCUUCCCCCACUUGAAGCGGAGAAGCUCAUCCGCGGCAUCUGUGAAAACGUCUCGCAGGCAGCCCAAUCCACAUCUCAGACUGUCGACAUCGUCGUUCGCGGCGACAGUACAUUGCGCGGCCACUUUCCACUGGAAGCAGACGUCGCGCAGUCCGUGUUCGGCCCCGCAGACGCAUGGGUGCUGGCCCCCUUCUUCUUCCAGGGUGGGCGGUUUACCAUCAACGAUGUACACUAUGUAGCCGAGGGGGAGAAUCUGGUGCCUGCUGGAUUGACGCAGUUUGCCAAGGAUGCGACCUUUGGGUACAAGAGCUCGAAUCUGAGGGACUAUGUCAUGGAGAAAGCGCCUGGACGGUUCGCCGCCGAGCAACUGCACUCGAUCACAAUAGACGACAUUCGAAAGGGAGGGCCCGAGGUCGUAUAUGAGAAGCUCAUGAGUUUUCCCAAGAAAGGCGUCGUCAUCGUCAAUGCUGCAGCGGAAUCGGACAUGCACGUUUUCGUCGCCGGAUUGCUCCUGGCCGAAGCCAGAGGAAAACACUUCCUCUACCGCACCGGCGCAGCCUUCGUCUCCACCCGCCUCGGAAUCCGCGCCAUACCGCCCAUAACAGCCCAGCAACUAGGCCUCCCCUGCCCCCGCAAAACAGGCGGCCUCAUCAUCGCCGGCUCCUACGUACCCAAAACAACAGCCCAGCUCAAGGUCCUGACUGACACCCGCGGCGCAACCGGUGCCCUCGCCGUCAUCGAAAUGGACGUAGCAGAUCUCAUCGCCUCCGACAGCGCGGAGAGUGUAAUCCGUCGAGUCGUCCAGGAGACAGAGACACACCUGCAAUCCGGCCAGGACACGCUGGUCAUGACGAGCCGGAAGCUGAUAACGGGCCGGGACGAGCUAUCCUCGCUGGCUAUCGGGGCGAAAGUCGCCGAGGCGCUGGUCCAGGUUCUGCAGCUGAUCCAGGUGCGUCCGAGAUAUAUCAUUGCGAAGGGCGGGAUCACCUCUUCCGACGCCGCUACCAAGGGGCUCAAUAUCAAGCGUGCCACGAUUGUCGGCCAGGCUGCGCCUGGUGUGCCGCUCUGGCGAUGUGAUGAGCCGACUUCCAGGCAUCAGGGUGUCCCGUUUGUUGUUUUCCCGGGCAAUGUGGGCGGGGAGUCGACGCUGUGUGAGCUGGUGGAAGCAUGGAGCUGA
This is a messenger RNA of Aspergillus thermomutatus, 1443 nucleotides long. RefSeq lists its product as uncharacterized. The transcript has 3 exons. The record is from RefSeq and is a predicted model, not a curated record. The coding region runs from base 1 to 1443 and encodes 480 amino acids. NCBI's taxonomy places the organism in Eukaryota, Fungi, Ascomycota, Eurotiomycetes, Eurotiales, Aspergillaceae.